UCAUUCCAUGGUGUUUCCCAACUUUUUUUUUCCCCCAUUUCCAAGGGGAAAUACAUUCACUGGAGAAGCCCCUGGGGUGUUUCUCACUGGGAUCCUGCUGUUGGUGGGGUGGUUUCCAGCCCUUCUCCAGGAGAUUUCCACAUUCCAGGAGGGAGCUGAGGCUGUGCUUUGGGGUCUGCUGAGGUGCCAGGGGCAGCUUGAAUUAAGUUUUGCAGUUAGUUUUUGGUCAGAAACUGCCUUUGGAAAUAACAGAUCAGGGUUGAUUCCUUAGGAAUGAAGUCACUCUGCUUUUGCUGGGAAUGCAGGAGUCAUUCCUGGCAUUGUUUGUGCCAGGUACGCUGCUUGACUGCUCAUUUUUGUGGUGAAAACCUUAAAUAAAACACCUUAAAUCAGGUUUUCAUCAUGGAACUGAAAUGAGUUUCACAGGGACGAUCAGGCAGUGUUGGCAUUUCUGAGCAGGAACUGGAAAAAUUCUAACAGGAAAAAUUCCUCACUGCGAUUUUGUCCGAGCUUUUCAAUUCAGUGUUAAUGACAGAUUUGAAUCCUCUUCGUCAAAUUAAACACGUUGAUACUGGAACAUGGAAUUAAUGAAUGAAUUAAUUCAUUCAGCCCAAUUCAAUUCGUUUUAAGUUUUGAAUUCUAGUCAUCAAAUUAAGCGUGUUGAUAUUGGAACACGGCAAUUAAUUAAUUAAGCCAAAUUAAGUUUGUUUUAAUGACGGUUUUGAAUCCUAUUCGUCAAAUUAAACACGUUGAUACUGGAGCACAGAAUUAAUUAAUUAAGCCAGAUUCAAUUCGUUUUAAUGAUGGUUAUGAAUCCUCUUCGUCAAAUUAAACAUGUCGAUAUUGGAACACGGCAAUUAAUGAAUGAAUGAAUUAAUUAAGCAAAAUUCAAUUCGUUUUAAUAACGGUUUUGAAUCCUGUUCGUCAAAUUGAACGCGUCGAUAUUGGAGCACGGCAAUUAAUGAAUGAAUUAAUUAAGCCCACCUCCGCGCCGCCAGGGGGCGCUGCGGGCGCGCGGGAGGGCGCCGCUCGCGGCGUGACGUCAGCGCACCGCCGUCGUGACGUCACCAGCGCGCGGCGCCGCCAUGGAGCCGGCGGAGCGCGGGGCCGCCAUGGCGCCGGGCUGUCCCGGGGACCCGUGGGCCGUGGGCGAGGAGACGGCGAUCCUGCACGGCGGCUUCCUGCUGGCCGCCCGCCUGCUGCAGCCGCGGCCGCUGCGGGAGCUGCGCAAAGCCGACUGGCCCCGCGCGGGGGUGCCCAUCACGGACGCGCUGCGCGAGAUCGGCGAGCGCUGCCCCUCGCCGCGGGGCCUGUGGAAGAAGGAGGCCGUGGCCAUCGUGUGGGCGAAAAUCCUGCUGCCCGCCCCACCCGCCGCCGCGGCGCUGGAGUGCGGCUGGAAGGAGGACGGGUUCUUCUCGGUGGGCGCGAUGAUCCCCGAUGUCAACCACACCGCGCUGUUCGAGCUGGUCAAGGCGCUGGGCGCGCCCCGGCUCUUGGUGCAGCUGCUGCUGGCGCUGCCCCCGGCUGUGUGCCGGGGACAGCUGGAGAGCUUGGUGGAGUACAUCUCCAGCGAGACAUCCCCGUCGGACGUCAGGUUCUUCUUGGACGUGUGGUGGGAGGUGCUGAAGCACAGGGAGGGACAGGAGGAUGCCACGGUGUCGGCGUUCGGCGCUCUCAUCCAUCAGCACGGCGGGGAGUCCUCCCUGGAGGAUGGGCUGCAGCCCCCUAAGAGGUUCAAGGGUGACCCUGGGAGCGCCUCAGCGGCCUCCGGGCUGCCCACGGUGCUGCUGCAGGGGUUAAAGCAGAUCCGAGGCAGCAUCGCCCAGCCCCGCCUGAGGUGCUACGCCCUGGCCAACCUGGCCGAGCUGCUGUGCCUGUCCUCGGAGCUGGGGCCAGGGGACAGCCCCCUGCCCAUCACAGAGCACCUGGCCAAGGUCAGUGCCAUGGUCAGCCUCUGGAGCAGUGAUGCUGACUGCCAGUACCACCCCUGCGGGCUGGGAGAGAAGGUGAGGGAGGCAGAGAGGAGCAUGAGCCUCCUGUGCCUGACCAGACCCUCUCGUGAGGAGCUCUUUGGUGGCUUGGACUUGCUCUGCAGCUUGUUGCAGGCCUGGGGAGAGGAGCUGCAGGACACUCUGAGGGGAUCUGAGGAGCUGUGCUUCGAGAGCUACCGGCUGCUGGAUGCUCUGGCCAGCCUUGGGAAGAACCUGGAUUUCAUCUCAGAGACCAGAGAGCUGGGGGAGGGCGAGACACAGGUGGUGUCAGAGCUGACACAGCUCACCAAGGACUUCCUCAGGGACACCAGUGCUGUCCUGGAGGAUGUGGACACCAGCCUGGUGUCUUCAGUUGCCAUGGCAAUCAUUGCACAAAGGCUGGACCGCCAUGUGGACACGUGCUCUGUUUUUGCAUCUGAAAAGACGUGGGCUUUUUCAAAGGCCUGGGUCGAGUGCCUGGUGGAAAACAAAGCUCUGUUCCAGACCCCUGAGCUAGUUUUGAAACUGCUGGAGACGCUGGUGAACUUUGCCACAUCCCACCAUGACAAGGAGGCCCAAGAGCUGCAGAUGCAAGUGACCAAAGCCAUCGUGGAGUGUUACACUGGGCUUUCAUUGAGUGACAAAAACAAAGUGAUCUCAGGUGUCCUGGCGUCCUGGGGUGGCCCAGGUCUGUCCCAGAACGUGCAGGUUGUUAGGGAGGGGUUCCAGGAGGACCUGAAUGUGACUUUGAACCAGAUCACAGAGAGUGUGUCUGAUGAAGGCCUGGCCAGGGCUGUGGAUUCCAUGGCCAGGCUGAUGCUGCUGUCCCCUGAGGCCACAGUGAAGCAGGUUUGUCAUCUUGCUGUGGUCAACCUUGGAGCACACCAGUUCCUUGCCCAAAUCCUCUGCUCCUUCCCAGCACUGAGCUUCCUGGAGAGCCAUGAGGAUCCAGGAAGGCCACGCAGCCUGGUGGUGAGGUGUCUGGAGGAGGCAGUGUGGGGGAAGCUUUCCACAGCAAGGGAAGAGGAGCAAUUCCUUCAGUUCCUGGCCUUUCUCCUGCAGCCAGGCUCAGCCACCCCCCUCGUGUCACCUGCAGAAGUGACCAAAGCCUUUGUCCUUCCCUGUUUGAAGUCAGACUCUGCUCAGAUUGAGCUGAGCCUGCAGAUCCUCAGUAAGGUUUUGGGAAUACCGUCCUGCUCAGAAGAGCAUUGGAUCAAAUCCUGCCACCCCUUCCCACUUCUCCUCAGCCUCUGCAAACUUCUGGAUGGUUACACCAAGUACUGGCAUCAGCCUAGGGAGCAGCUCUUCCCUUCCCUGGAGACUAAAGACCUGAUUCAGAACAUCCUCUGCCAGCUGUGUGAGCUGGUGGGACCAGAGACCGUCCCCUCCUCGGAGCUGUGGGUGCAGUCGCUGGCCUGGCUCCACAGGAAGGUGACAUCACUGGACUGGACCGUGGGGCUCCGUCUGAAGAAGCUUUAUGGGGACCACUUCAAGAACGAGGUCCCAGCGACGCUGUUUGAGAUCUGCAGGCUCCCUGAGGACGAGUGGACAUCCCAGGCCUGGCCAGCCUACGGGGCAGGCAGCGGGCUGCUGGCGUGGAUGGAGUGCUGCUGCGUGUCCCCAGCGCUCAGGGACACCAUGCUGGCGCUGCUCACCGUCAACGUGGACAACCCAGAAGAGGUGAAUCUCUUCAGCAAAGGCUUCCUGGUGGCUCUCAUCCAGGUGCUGCCUUGGUGCAGCCACGGUGAGUGGAAGAGGCUGGUGCCCGUGGUGGAGCAGCUGCUGCAGAGGCAGGUGCUGCACGUGCCCUACACGCUGGAGUACGUGCAGCACAUGCCCCUGCUCAACCUCCGCCCCUUCGCCUGCCACCUGCAGCUCUCCGUGCUCCUCCUGCGGGGCUUCCAGCUCCUCUGCAGCUCCAGCUGCUCCAGCUGGCUGCCACCAGAGGCCUGGCUGCACGUGGUGCAGCUGUACUGCGCCAGCCUCACCGACCUGCUGGCCUCCCUCAAGGCCACGGCGGGAGCCGCGGCUCAGCCCUGCGCGCAGGAGCUGUCCUUCACCUGCAUCCAGCUCUUCUGCCACCUGCUGCACGUGGCUGCCAUGCUGCCGGCCACGGGCUGCGAGGAGCCACUGCUGGUGGCGGCCCUGGAGGUGCUGUCACAGUACGAGGUGUGCAGCAAGGCUGACGGGUCGCCCUGCGCCGCGCUGCGCAGAGCCAACGAGGGACACUUCCUGCAGUCUGUGACGGACAGCCUGGGGCACGAGGAGCUGCGCAGCACCCUCCUGCAGAAGCUCAGCAAGCUGGGAGCACGCUCAGAGCACUGAUCUGGACCUUGUAAGAUGUGUAAUAAACCCUUAGUUUUCUAUUUUGAGUUUAUUUCCCCUGCUGUGUUCUCCCGCUAAGCAGUGGAAGUGGCCGUAUGAUGAUGGGUGGGAGGAGCCACUUUGGUUUUCCUCUGGAAUAACUGGGCACAGCUGUUCCUGAGCCAAGCUGCCAGUUCUGUGGCUGCAGCCUUGCCUGCUGGCUCUCUGCGUUUACACAGCAGCCUCCAGCAUCGAGGAAAUCGCUUCCCUCUGGCUGCUUUGCCACCAGCCCUCUCCUAGUCCCCAGAGAAUUGCUGGUUUUGCCACGUGCUGCCUGAGGCUGGAAAGCAAGUUGGAGGCUGGGAAUCGAGUUGGGUGAGUUCAGGACAGGCAGGAACCUUUGGAAAUCCAUGUGUGCUGCUUCUGCCCGGAGGUGGGGGUGCAGCAGUAACCCCACAUGUAACGCCCCCACCCAGCAAUGAACAGCACGUGGAAGAGCCAGCCAGUGGUGUGACUCAGAGAGGAAAUCUUUAUUGGUCUCCUGACAGUAAAUAGGGCAGUGUUAGUGCAAACUGAGGUGCCUCAUUGGCUGGGUUUUUUUUUGUCCUUACAUAAGGCACGUUAUUCGCAAUGAAAACAGUGAGAUACAACAUCUGUAAGGA
Molecule: messenger RNA, 4936 nt
Organism: Pyrgilauda ruficollis (rufous-necked snowfinch)
Lineage: Eukaryota; Metazoa; Chordata; Aves; Passeriformes; Passeridae
Gene: GEMIN4
Product: gem nuclear organelle associated protein 4
Exons: 1
Coding region: 1086-4295 (1069 amino acids)
Biological process (GO): spliceosomal snRNP assembly; rRNA processing
Cellular component (GO): SMN complex
Source: RefSeq, a predicted model, not a curated record